ACCCUGGCCCCCAAAGAUACCAUGCCGCCGCAGCCGCCGCCACCGCCGGUACCAUGGCUGCCAGACGGCCUCCUCGAGGAGGUCUUCCUCCGCCUCCCGCCAGAUGAGCCGGCGUGCCUCGUGCGCGCCUCCCUCGCCAAUAAGCUCUGGCUUGGCCUCCUCUCCGGCGCUCGAUUCCGCAGCCGCUACCGCGAGUUCCAUGGAGAUGCCCCCAUGCUGGGCUUCCUUUACAACACGCUGUCAGACUCUGGCCCGGAGCUUGAAGAUGACGCCCCACUCUUCUUCUCCACCACGAAAUUCGGCGCGCGCAUUCCCUUCAACCACUGGAAGGACUACACGGCGUGUGACUGUCGUCAUGGCCGUGCUCUCCUUUGUGAAGAGUGUGCGGGACCCGAGGAGCUCAUCGUUUGGGACCCCGUGACGGGCUGCCGGACAGACCUGGACGCGCCUUACGACGUGUUCGACAGCUAUGGGGCAGUGGUGCUCUGCGCCGUGAGCGGUUGUGACCAUCGAGCGUGUCACGAGGGCCCCUUCCGGGUAGCCUUCGUCGGCACGAAAGAUACUGAAGUUGGUUGUGUUAUACACUCGUUCAUGAGUAAUCAGUUGUCUUAUUCUUAUAGGAGUAAUUGUGAUGAAGAUGAGGAUGAGGAUGAGGAUGAGUGGGUCGAGACAUGCGAUCUUGAACUUGCAGGUCAUCAGCAUGCAUGCAUUGUGCCAAUGCGCCCUGUCCUCGUCGGCGGCGUACUCUACUUCAUGUUUUUCCUUGGUGAUGAUGAUGACAUAGCCAUUCUGUGCUACGACAUGGGCUCUCAAGGCUUAUCACUGAUUCAUCUACCGGACUUAGGCUCUAACGGCCUAUCACUGGGUGACGGCUCCUUUAUGCUCAUGGAGAAUGUGGAUGGCAGUUUGGGGUUUGCACAUAUGCACAGGUUAAUCCUAUACCUGUGGUCAAGGCAAAUGAGUUCCGUUGGAGCUGCAUCAUGGAGUCAACAUAGGGUCAUCGAUCUCAAGGGAAGUCUCCCCAUUCAAAACCCCGAGGAAAGACCUGACUUGAUGGGAUCUGUGGAGGGCAGGGACAUCAUUUUCGUGACCACGGACCUUGGUAUCUACCAGAUUAAUCUCAAGACACUAAGAUGGAAGAAGCUAUGGAAGAGAGAAGAAUUCCCUAUUCUAAUUCCGUACAUGAGUUUCUACAAUCCACCAGAAAAGGUGAGCCCCGGUGAUGCGAUUCAUUGAAAAUGCAUGGUCGAAUAUGCUUAAGGGUAGGAUAACCAACUUGGAGGUGACUGGCGAUGAAUUAUGUCACUGUUCAGUAGAUGAUUUGGUGAAGUGGUGCUUGUUUUCUCACUAUGUUUAUGGGUUUUGUCGGCAAACUUUAGUUGAAGAUUUUGAGACACCAUUGAAUGUAAUUCCUGUACUUGAAGACAUGGCAUUUAUUUUGUUUGGAAAACAUUGAAGUUCAUUGGCAAAACUCACUCCAUUGGUAAAUCCUUACAAUGAGUAGCACUGAACUGAAA
This is a messenger RNA of Triticum aestivum (bread wheat), 1517 nucleotides long. RefSeq lists its product as uncharacterized. The record is from RefSeq and is a predicted model, not a curated record. The coding region runs from base 22 to 1236 and encodes 404 amino acids. The transcript is spliced from 2 exons. Lineage: Eukaryota; Viridiplantae; Streptophyta; Magnoliopsida; Poales; Poaceae. Gene Ontology annotation, molecular function: protein binding.